This is a messenger RNA of Corythoichthys intestinalis (scribbled pipefish), 4482 nucleotides long. Its product is annotated as von Willebrand factor A domain-containing protein 7-like. Bases 151 to 3036 code for a protein of 961 amino acids. NCBI's taxonomy places the organism in Eukaryota, Metazoa, Chordata, Actinopteri, Syngnathiformes, Syngnathidae. The record is from RefSeq and is a predicted model, not a curated record. The transcript is spliced from 18 exons.
GGCUCACUAGUGACCCAGGAAACACACCUCACAACCUAACUUUGUGGAAUUCACCCAUUUGGAGACUGAAAAAGUCUCCACUUCUGAAUAGCACCUUUGUCGGCAAGUAAGACAUAUUAAGGUUCCUCCGCAACAUUGAUCAUCUUCAUAAUGAGCAACAAGUGGUCUGUCGUGCCACUCGUGGUGCUCACCCUCACAGGCCUAGCGAAAAGCUUUCAACCACUCAUUGCGUCUGAUGUGAACUCCACGACCCACCGCAGCAUCACAAAAAGAGCUGCUCUUCUGAAGACUGCCGAGGUCUGUAGAGACAUCGCAAAAGCAGAAGGAAAAAACUUCAGUCUCACUAUUGAUGACAGUCUAUCAGUUGACCAAGUACAAGAAGCGUGUUCAUUUUCAGACAUUUCCACCUCGCUCCUGUCCAGUAUUAUGUUCCAUGCUUCUAUUGCCAGUUUAUACUUCAGCAAUGCUAACGUGGAUUUAACAUCUGCGUCAAGUGACGAACACCAUUUUGAUGGAGAAACAUUCCUGAAAGGGAGGGACCUAAUUACAAAAGGUGUGUCUGCUGUGAAAGCCAGUGUAAAACAGGACAACUUUAUCGCAGGGCGCUGGACUCUUGGAAGUGUAUGUCACACUCUGCAGGACUUCUAUAGCCACAGUAACUGGGUGGAGUUGGGGAACAGGUCACCUUACAACGCCCUCAUCAAACCUGGCCAAACUUUGGAGAAUCUGGCAGGACCAAAUAUUUCUACCUGUAGGAACUGUACAGGAGAGAACUGUGAUGACAACAUAUUGCCCGAUGUACUGCAGCAAGGGCUUCUUACUUCUGGCUACUUCAACCUCAUUUCCUCUGAAAAGCCAGAUGGUAAAUGCAGUCAUGGAGGUUCUUUUGACCAAACAAGCAAACGUGAACCAGUGGGGGGUAUCAAUAAAGAUGAGACCGGGUCCAGCCACGGUUCACUUCACUAUGAAGCAGCUAACUUGGCAGUGAAUGCUACUUUGGAGCUUCUGGAGAACAUCAGAAUAGCUGUAGGAGACAAGAACUUCCUACGAUUGAUGGGCCUCUCCCAGUCCUCUGCAUUGUGUUUUGUCAUCGACACAACAGGGAGUAUGAGUGAUGACAUAGCUGAAGCUAAAAGAGUUUCUUUUAACAUUAUUGACAGCAAGAGGGGAACACAGCAGGAGCCUUCAAUCUACAUAUUGGUUCCUUUCAAUGAUCCAGGUUUUGGACCUCUCCAUGUGACAACUGAUGCAGACGUAUUUAAAGAAAGCAUCAACAAACUGACCGCUAGUGGAGGCGGUGACAUCCCAGAGCUUUGCCUGUCUGGACUGCAGCUUGCCCUUACUGCUGCUCCACCUUCAUCUGAGAUAUUUGUCUUCACUGAUGCUCCAGCAAAAGAUGCUGACUUGAAAAACACUAUUACGGCCCUUAUUGAGAGCAGAAAGUCUGAGGUGACUUUCAUGCUAACGGAUGUCUUGGCUAGUCGACGCAAAAGAGCACUGAAUCAAGCAGAUGCUCAGCUAUACCGUGACCUUGCUCGGGCUUCUGGAGGUCAGGCCAUUGAGGUCAGCAAGUCAGACCUUACUCUGGCUACGAGUGUUAUAGAGGAUUCCUCAUCCAGUGCCUUGGUAACUGUCUUUCAAGAUGUGGUGAACCCCGGAAAGCCAGAUAAUUUUACAUUUGCUUUGGAUAGCUCACUACAAAACAUUACUGUCUACAUCACAGGAGCGUCCUCUCUCUCUUUUGAUCUCAUCAGUCCUACAGGUGAAUCUCAGCGCUCCAGUGAGUCCAGUGGCCCUCUGGCAUCACUGGCUUUAGCAGGUAACCUACGACGACUGACCCUCAACAAUGUCAAUGAAACAGGACGGUGGAAUAUCUAUGUAGACUCCAAUGACCCCUACUCAGUUAAGGUCACAGGUCAAAGUUUAUUUAACUUCCUAUACAAUCUUGUGGAACCACAAGAGGGGGCCCAUGCAGACUUCUUUCUAAAGGAAGGACGCCCUAUUUCAGGUGGUAAUAUGUCCCUCUUGGUCACAAUGGCAGGAAGUGACAGUGUAACGAUUCCUGAAGUCACGUUGUUUGACAGCUCAGGGCCAACGGAGGUCAACGGGACUUUGACGUCAUUAGGAGGAUCUGACUUCCUGGUAACAUUUAUUGAGAUUCCAGCGGGUGAUUUUGUGGUUAGGUUAAACGGAGAAGAAGGCAGUCCAUUAUCAAGGUCAUCUCUUAGUAGGUUCCAAAGGCAGGCUUCAACUCGGAUUAAGACUUCCAGUAUUUCUGUGACUGCUCAACCUAAAAGCACCAUCAUAGAACCAGGCUCCACUAUAUCCAUCACUUUCACUGUCACCAAAACAACCAAUGGAGUCAUUAACGAGACCGCAACAGGGACCUUUGCAGUGCGUGCCACCAAUGACCGCAGCUUUGACUCAACAUCACCCAGUUCUAUUACCAUUGAAGCAGACACCGGUGGGAAAGCCAACGGCACAGUGACCCUCACCGCCCCUGACAGCGCGGCAUCAGGCUCUGAUAUCACGCUUACCAUCGAGGCAGAAGAUGAAGCUACGACUGAUAUCAACUAUACUGUUCUUCGGUUUUCAAUUGCUGCUGAGGUGACUGAUGUUAAUGGACCAGUGUGCCAAGAGAUCAGCACAUCCACCAAUUGUUCAGCGCUCUGCUACACCUCCCAGUGGAAGUUUGUGGCUAAUGUGACUGACGGUGUGAAUGGGACUGGUAUUGAAAGAAUCACCGUCCGUGAAGGAAACGGCACUCUCAACACGACCGUAGUAGUCGGGCUGGGGGGCGAGAACAUCACUGUGGCCUCCUACCUGGCUUCUUGCUGUGCAGACAGAGUGGAGCUGACUGUUGUGGACAAUGUAGGAAAUGUUGGAAUUUGUUUGGGCCAAGUGCGACAGUCCACCACAGUUGCGCCUGUGACUGCAAAUAAUUUGACAACUAACUCCACUUCCACUGGACAGCACACGAUUAGCACAACACUUUGGAUCUGGAUACUUGUUGUGACACUUUCACUUUGGAAAUGAAAAUGAUGCAUGAAAUUAUUCUAUUUGAGGCAAACCAUUCAGCUGCUUUGAACAUUUGUAUCUUGAAGUUAGGCAAAAUAGCUGAGAGGAAAUGAAUUUAUACUACUAACCAAUUCAUGGCGUAAGGAUAUGAUUUGUAAGCGUACACUGUUACACAAGCUUUUUUUUAAAGAAUUGUAAACCUGGCUGAAAAGCAUUGACUGUAAAGCGUAAAAAAAAUUGAAUAUCAUCAUGACUUGUUAGAAUUGUUAUUGAGUUUACUGUAUGCAUUUGGUACACACGCAGAACCAAUGUCGAUGUUGAUAAUGACAUGAUUUUUUUUUUUUUUUUUUUACCUGAAAUGUAACAAACCCCCCGUUUUCUUUUACAAAGCAUUCUGAUCAAUUCAAGUCAUUUUAAAGACACCACUUAAUUGAUAACAUUAAUUAGAAUAUUUACUCACUGAACAUUGCAAUCCUACCUCCCUGUGGUGUUCUCAUCACAGCUGGUGCUUGCUGCUGCAUCUCCCUUGUGAGGUGCUACAAGCCAAAAUGUCCACAGUUAUGUGUUGUUAUCACACGGUUUGCAAAGUUGCAUUUUAUUCGCCAUCUUGCCUUAGCACUUUCAUUGUAAUCCUGUUUGCAGUUUGAGGGCGCGAGCUCGUUGUACGUUUUGCCAAUUCUUUUACAAGCGCUUUUCUCUUUUCAAUUCUUAUUUUUUUGGCUCUGCCCUUUUUUACCCUACACACGUCAGAAUGCGUCUGGAGAAAUAUAUAUAAAUAUAUUAUUACAUUUACAUAUUUAUUUUUUAAAGAUAGCCCACAGGGACAACGGUAACAGCAUGUAAGUAAUAUUCACUGUCAUGAAUAAAUACCAAACAAAAAAAUUAUAAUACCGUAGUAUUAAAAUUGUGUAAAACACGGACUGGAUCGGCCCUUCUUACUGGCCGGCCCACCGGGAUUUGUCCCGUUCCUCCUGAUUAGCCAUUCCGGGCCUGGUCCCGACAACACAGCAUAAGUAGUAUGCCCGGCAGUGCCGGGCUAUACUGCUUGUUUGAGAUAUUUACAGCAUUCAGAUUGCCAAGCAGAGAAAUAUGUUUGAACAGUGGAAUACUGCAGUUCUAAAGGGAUAAGAGUUUCUUCGUUACCUGCAACCAGAACUGUUAUACACGUGCACAUCGCCAAAUAGCAUACAAAUAUGUAUCUGGAGUAUUCUCGUGACAGUUUAUACGUUUAUCGGAUUGGGAAAAUCCCAUUUUGUACAUAUUAGAUUGAGUUAUAUGCAUCUAUGCAGUAUUUUAAACUGGAUAAUUUGCAAAUUGCUAGUUUUCGUCACAGAUUUUGGUCACUAUUAUCGGAUGUUAGUGAAAUAUUGUUUCUCCAUUUUUAGAUUGGUAAACAUAUAUAAUUAUUACAUAAGAAUCAUAUACACACUUUGAAAGUAUUUUUUUAAUCAUUGCUCAGUUUGA